Messenger RNA from Microtus oregoni (creeping vole), 540 nucleotides. RefSeq names its product ADP-ribosylation factor-like protein 5C. Gene Ontology annotation, cellular component: trans-Golgi network; cytoplasm. NCBI's taxonomy places the organism in Eukaryota, Metazoa, Chordata, Mammalia, Rodentia, Cricetidae. The transcript has 6 exons. Gene Ontology annotation, biological process: protein localization to Golgi membrane; vesicle-mediated transport; intracellular protein transport. Gene Ontology annotation, molecular function: GTP binding; GTPase activity. The coding region runs from base 1 to 540 and encodes 179 amino acids. The record is from RefSeq and is a predicted model, not a curated record.
AUGGGACAGCUGAUAGCCAAACUGAUGCGAAUCUUUGGGAGCCAAGAGCACAAAGUCAUCAUCGUGGGACUGGACAAUGCAGGAAAGACCACCAUUCUCUACCAGUUCCUGAGCAAUGAGGUAGUUCACACAUGUUCCACCAUUGGUAGCAACGUGGAAGAAAUUGUUCUUCAGAAGACCCGCUUCCUCAUGUGGGACUUAGGGGGCCAGGAGGCUCUGCGCUCCUCCUGGGACACUUACUACUCCAGUACGGAGUUUGUCAUCCUUGUGAUCUACAGUACAGACCGGAAUCGGCUGCCGACCGCCCGGGAGGAGCUGUAUAAGAUGCUGGCCCAUGAGGCGCUUCAAGAUGCCUUAGUUCUGAUCUUUGCCAACAAGCAGGAUGUGAAAGACUCCAUGAGCCCAGCAGAGAUCUCCCAGUUCCUCAUGCUCAGUGCCAUCAAGGAGCACCCGUGGCAUAUCCAGGGCUGCUGCGCCCUCACCGGAGAAGGGCUGCCAGCUGGGCUUCAGUGGAUGCAGUCUCAGAACACGACCAACUGA